Molecule: messenger RNA, 5570 nt
Organism: Anguilla anguilla (European eel)
Lineage: Eukaryota; Metazoa; Chordata; Actinopteri; Anguilliformes; Anguillidae
Gene: msi2b
Product: musashi RNA-binding protein 2b
Exons: 7
Coding region: 82-720 (212 amino acids)
Cellular component (GO): cytoplasm
Source: RefSeq, a predicted model, not a curated record
GGGUUCGGCUUCGUAACCUUCGAGAACGAGGACGUGGUGGAGAAAGUCUGUGAAAUUCAUUUUCAUGAAAUCAAUAAUAAAAUGGUAGAAUGUAAGAAGGCCCAGCCGAAGGAGGUGAUGUUCCCCCCCGGGACCCGAGGCCGGGCGCGGGGCCUGCCCUACACCAUGGACGCCUUCAUGCUGGGGAUGGGCAUGCUCAGUUACCCAAACAUCGUGGCAACGUACGGUCGUGGAUACACUGGAUUUGCCCCAAGCUACAGCUACCAGUUUCCUGGUUUCCCGGCAACGGCGUACGGUCCUGUGGCAGCGGCGGCGGUAGCAGCGGCCAGGGGUUCAGGGUUCCCCGAAUACGGUUUCUAUACCGCACCCAGUGACCACCGGGGGGCGCCCUGCUCCUUUGCGGACUAUGGGUCCCCGCUGUGUCCCCAGGCCCCCGAGAUGCUGCAGCACGGUGAGCAUGCCACGCCCACCUGCGCCCCCCCACUGCAGCCCCCGCGCAGUCCGGAGCAGUAUAAGAGCCCAGGCACCAACCCGCCCCGCCCCGGCGGUUUCCCCGGCGCCAGCAGCCCGGGGCCCGUGGCAGACCUCUACGGAACCGCCAGUCAGGACUCAGCCGUGGGGAACUACAUCAGCGCGGCCAGCCCCCAGCCAGGUUCCGGGUUCGGACACAGCAUCGCCAGUAUAUCAGGAGGCCCGGGGAAGACUGGCCGAAGUUUCUGAUUGGUUCUCUGUACAGGUGAUGUCAUCAAACAGUUCAAGCACUUGCAGCGCCACUGGCGGAAGGGAGGUGGCGCUAGAUUUUAUAACGAAGGGAAAAAAAUUCUUGAAAUCAUCUCAAAAAAAGGAAACCAAGGACUAGGACAACACGAAGCAAACUGAAGAGAAAUCUGCUGUACUAUAAUCUGAACCUGGCUUUUAAACCCCUCUCAAUCCUUCCAGAGCCCCGGAGGUUUGUGUCGGAUUUAGUCCUUUUGUUUUUGUUUCCCUCGACCUUUAUCACGUGGUUUCUUUGUUCAUGUUUAGAUCUUUGAUUAGCAAUACGGGAAACUUUUCCGAUGUUGAGCAUUAUUUAUUGUGUUUAUCUUUUUCUCUGAUAGAAGUGAGUAUACAUUAAAAGUUUUUUUUUUGUUUGUUUGUUUUUUUUUCUUUCAUUUGGAGUUUUUUUAUGGUUAUUGAUUUACCUGUGGUACUGGUCCUUAAACAAGUCGAUCUUCAGGUGUCUUGUUGCGCACACGGAAAAACUGAUACAAACUGACAGGGCUUGAAAAAGAAAAGGGUAUAUUUUAGAAAAAAAGAGGGUAAAUAGUCUUUGCGAAUCAAUUCUUGUUUCUUGUUCUAUCUUUUAACAUAAUUACCUGUUUUGGGCAGGACUACUGUAUUUUCUGUCCUUUUAUUGUGGAGGGGAAACCUUUUUUGUUAUUCUUCUUUUGAACUUGUGUCUUCAAAUCUAUGAAUAUUCCAGUUACUGCAUAUAUAACCAAUUCAGAAAGCGGUACCAUAUAUAUAUAUAUAUAUUUUUUUUUUUGUUUUUUUUUGUGGUGCGUCAAAAAAAAUCGACUGAGCUGUGCUGGAAAGGAAAGACCGAAAAAAAGAUCGACUGUCGAUGCACUGAACAGCAAACGAGACCCAUUUGUAGCACAACAGGCAUGCCGUUGCCCCCACGGAGGGCGAGAACCUGCAAGAACACUGUUAGCUCUGUACAUAGCGUAGGCUUAGCAUCAGUAACGGCGACACGCCAGCGUAUUCUACCCGAUAGGCUGCGAAUCCGGACGCGCGCGGCUUCAGAUAAGAGCAGACGGCUUCAGUUUGUGCUGAGUUAAGGGGGAUGACGUUUGCUCCACGCUGUGGAGGAGGCCUCACUCCCUGCCGUUACACAAAUCAAUAAUGUAAAAAGGAAAACAACAACAACAACAACAAAAAAAACGUCCAAAGCACACUCGCAUUUUAUCGUUUUUGAAAUACAACGCUGAAUCCUGUCGAGUCAUUUCACACAGUUCUGUGCAUCCUAAUAUGACUUUUAUACUCCAGCAAGAAAAACAAAUGGAACUUUUGUUUGUUCAUUUCAAGGUUUAUUGUUUUUGUUUUUUUUGUUGCAAAAUUCCCAGUUUCAGAGCGUAAAAGGCAAUAUGUGAAAAGGCAAGUUUUAUUUUUCUUGGUAGGUUUGGAGUUCUUUUUUUUUAAAUAUUAAUUUGGAAAGCAAACAUUUUUAUACUGUUACCUCAGUCCUGUGAGUUGUUACUUUAGAAGCAUUGACAGAUUAAUUUAUUUUAGUCAUAGAGUAAAAUUAUGGAUAUAAUAAUCGAAUAAAGGAAAUCAUUGCACUGUGACUAGUCAGAAAGACCUGACCAUUGUCCAUUUGCACACAUGGUUAUAUUGAAUGGUCUAUUAUGGGCUGUAUGAAGGAUUGUAUUUAAUCUUGCUUCUGUUUCAGUACAAGCAAAUAACUAGCAGCAGAAUUAGCUCAUUCGAGUGUAGCAAACUAAAUCAUUAUCUCAUGUAGACAACUGGGGCCUUUCGGUGUAUGAGUGGCAACUUCUAGCAUUUCAAAAAUAAUAUAUAAUAUAUACCAUAAUGUUGGUAUUUUAGAUGCAGCCAAUAGAAUUGAAUACACUGAAUACAAUGUACAUUACAUUGACCAUAGCUGCUGUGCUUUUUACCUGUAUGUGUUGGGACUGGAGAAGCUCCUAAACAAAUACCAUUUCAGAUGCUUUAAAAAAAAAAAAAAACUGCAGGAUCAUUUUUGAAGAUGACGGAUUGUUUGAUGCAUAUGCUGUGGUUUUGUUUUUGUUUUAGGUUUUUGUUUCGUUCUUACCUGCUGCGGAUUUAUAUUCCGUUCCGUUUGUGUUUUAUCCUGUUCAGAACAACCAGGUGAAGCAAAAUGCUGGACGCUUUUUAAAUAGUCUUCAUCAAGUAAUAAUCUCAACGAAUGACACAAAAGGAAAACUAUAUUCACUGUUCAAAUUCCAAAAGGAAAAAAAAAAAACUAGUUAAAAAAAGUAAGAAAUACAUAUUCCCUUGAUGUAUUUCAAUUUUCAACCAGGGGAUUUUUAUUGACCUUUUUUUGUGGUUGUUAAUAAUAUUGAUAAUUAUAACAAUAAUAUAAUGUACUGUACCAUCGAUCUCUCUCCAUUCCCUUCCUCAUAUAAUAACAUUUUGUUGAUCAUCAGUGUAUUUCGGUAGUGUGUAUAAAUCGCAAAUGACCUUGUAAUUGAGUGCCGUCUUAUGCUGGUGUAGUGAUCUAUACUCUUUGUUGCUCUCUUUCCCCCCCUUGUCUCUCCCCCUCUCUCUCCCUCUCUAUCUAUCUAUCAAUCUAUCUAUCUCCUAGUAAUUAGUAGUAGAUGUUUUGUAAUAAACACUAAGAAUAGAUGUAGUUAAUAGCAUAUUUAGGACCAUUAAGGAUAGAACUUUCUCUUAUUAUUAAGCAAAAAAAUUGACUGAUUUUUUUUUUAAUAGCAGUUUGAUAAUUUUUCCUUUCUUUUAUUUUAUUUGUUUCGCUGCUCUCACAUGGUUUCAACUAACCAAAGCUCUCACAGAAGAAAUAUAGAAAAGCAAAUUGCUGUAAGACAGAAUAUUUAACGAGGCAUUAAUCGGAUUCCCCCCCUUGAAUGUUUAAGAAGGGGGUGUGCCAUACUACCUUAAAAGCUAAUGCUAGAUAUGCAAAACUUUUAUUUUUAAUUAUUUUUUUAAAGAGGGACACAAGCUAUAAUUAUGAAAAAGAUGAUUUUAUUACAUGAAAGAAAAAUAUUUUUUUAACAAGUUAUAACAGAUUAAUAAUAACAUUAAUCGUAAUAAUAGUAAUAAUACUCGUAAUAGAUAUUAAUAAUAACUGUAUAAUAUGUUUUGAUGUUUGUACUCUUAAAAUAUCUCAGUGGUUCAUGGCUCUACUAUUUUGGAUACUAAUGUUUUUUUGUUUUUUUUCGUUUUUUUUAUUAAUGUGUCUGCCUAGAUUCACUAAUAAUUACAUUUUCUCUCAUCAAAAACAUUUGAGGAUUUUGUGAAUACAUUUUUUUUUACACUCUUGAACUAAGUGAACCAGCUCUUUAUCUUAAUCAAUACCCGGGUUGUACCCGACAAGUUAGCCGAUUGUUUUGGUGUUUGUUUUCGUCUUUGGUCUCCCGCACCGGAUCAGUUGUGAGUAGUGGAAACCCGCCUUUGAUCCUUCCGGAGCUCCGCAGUCGGUGAAGUCUUAUUUUGAUUAUCGUCGCCUUUGGUUAUCGUGAUUCCUAAUUAGCAGCCUAGACGCCGGCCUUGGGCGGGGUCUCGGUGAUGAGUCUGCUGCCGUGAGAUCCUAAUUUGGGAUUUGAGAUCGGGAUUUUUAGCCGUUGUGGGUUUUAGAGUAAGUCGUAUUUGGAGUCUUGCGGAGAGUCAGGGUGUAGACCACAGCCCGCGCGCAGUAACCUGUGGAGGAGGAGGAGGCCGGAAGGCUCGGCUGGCCUGCUGAGUUGAAUGCUGAGGUAGGAUGCGAUGGCCUCGCAGGUGACAUACGCUUUCUCUGUGGCGGACCUGCGUACCCUUCCCGAAACGCCUCGUCCGUCUCUCUGUUCUUCCGUAGUGGCCUGCGUUAGGAAGGUGGGGUUGCGUCUAAUUAUAUUUCAGUCCAGCAAUUGAAAAAUGCAGGAAAAGGUAUUUUUUCAAUUCAUGAAAUGUAUUUCAGCUGAAAUACUUUUUAGUACAACACAGUUCAGAUGGAAUUGGCUUCAGCUGUUUUUGAGGUACUUUGUAAGAGCGUAAUCAUGAGCGAGGGAGAGUUUCGAUAGAGUUUAGCUGCAGAACUUCUUUUGAUUGAUAAAAUAAAAAAGGAGCCCAUAAAAAGGGAUCUCGGACUCCAGUCCUGGAGUUUUUAGGCGGUUUUACCUGUCCCAGCUCUUAAGUGCUUCAUUUCAGUCAUUAUUUGGCUUGAUCUAAGUUGCUACCAAUUAAAAAAAUAAUAAUAAUAACCUGCAGACGCUGUGGCCCUCCAGGACUGAAGCUGGAGAUCCCCUCAUUACGGAGUUCAUGAAUACUCGCUCAUAACUGUUCAUUACAGUGGAUUGGUGAUUACUCUCUAUGGUUGAUGAGGAUAAGGAGGAAGUUUAUUCUCUGUGCGUGUACACUGUUUCUGAUGCUUUUCUUAUUGUCAGACAGUGUAUUUCUCUAAAAGGAUUUGUUAGUUGUUGGCCUGUGAGUAGACGAGUUGUAUGCUAGCAGUUUGUAAGAGUCAAAGGUUGGUGCCCUUGGUAAAUCUUCCAUACCAAGUUUGGUUCUGAUUAAUCUAAAGGCUGGUGAUCUCUUCAAGCAGUCCAAACUUUAUAGAUUUGUUUUAUUUUAUUUUUUAUUAAUUUGAUCCUGUAGCUUGGACUUUAAGGUAGCAUGGCUCUGUUGCUGUAAUUAUUAUUAUUAUUAUUAUUAUUAUUAUUAUUUUUCCAUUGUACAGCGGUUUACAGCUGAUGAAUGUCACACAUCUUGCUAGACUAGUUAAUUCAUUUGGAAUUGUUGGUUUAAAUAAAGUUUUUUAAAAAAGAAAAAAAAAAACGACCUGGAAGGUGUGGGGCGAAAUUGGGAGUGUCCUACCGUAACCGUAUCCAUUUAAA